Molecule: messenger RNA, 987 nt
Organism: Rubroshorea leprosula
Lineage: Eukaryota; Viridiplantae; Streptophyta; Magnoliopsida; Malvales; Dipterocarpaceae
Source: the annotation of a GenBank genome assembly
UUCUCUCACCAGUGCUUCUCGCCUCUUCUUGAAGAAUGAACCCAUGAGUGUAAACCCUUUCAUGAAUGCGAUGCUUGACCCCAUGUUGACCAAGCCUUGGUAUCGUUUAGCCUCUUGGUUCCAAAAUGACGACAUCAACCCUUUUUAUACACAGCAUGGAACCACACUUUGGGGCUGUGCUAACUGUGACCCAAAUUUAAACCACUUCUUCAACAAUGGAAUGGGUAGUGAUUCUCAAUUGGUUGGCAAAGUGCUAGUCAACAACAAGAAUAGAAAGGUAUUUGAGGGAUUAAACUCAUUGGUGGACAUAGGAGGCGGGACUGGAACUCUAGCCAAGGCCAUUGCUGAUGCAUUUCCACAAUUGGAUUGCACUGUAUUUGAUCUUCCUCACGUUGUGGCUGGCUUGGAGGACAUAAAAAACUUGAAAUUUGUUGGAGGAGACAUGUUUGAAGCGAUUCCACCAGCAGAUGCAUUUUUAUUGAAGUGGAUUCUACAUGACUGGAGUGAUGAGGAAUGUGUGAAAAUACUUAAUCGCUGCAAAGAAGCAAUAAAGAAGAAUGGAAAAGGUGGGAAAGUUAUCAUAAUAGAUAUGGUGAGGAUGAAUGAAGGAGACAAGGAGUCGAUUGAAACACAGCUUUUCUUUGACAUGAUGAUGAUGGUGUUGGUUACUGGAAAGGAGAGGAAUGAGGAAGAAUGGGCUAAGUUGUUCUUCGAAGCUGGUUUCAAUGGAUAUAAGAUACUCCCUAUAUUGGGUGUACGAUCUCUCAUUGAGGUUUAUCCAUGAUGGAGAUUGUGUUUUAAUCAUAUUUCAAGAUUAAUUGUCUACGCCCUACAUGCAAUAUCAUAUUUGCAUAUCAUUGUAAUGGAAUAAAAUCGGGGUAUUAAGUCUUUGGGUAUCUAGGCUUUAAUAUAAAGUGCUGCUUCUGUGAUUUGUUAGUGAACUAGUAUAAUGUGUUACUACUUUGUAUUAGAGUGCAGACUUCUUGU